CCCUCCCCUCCCCUCGUACCUUUCCCGGCUCACCCACAGUGAAGUCGUCUUCUUUCUCCGCUAUUUCCUCCUCCCAUCCCCUCCUCUCUUCGUCCCUUCAUCUAUUGCCUUCCCGCACUACCCCGCAGUAAGUCUCUCCUCACGGCCGUUUUCUUUCUCCGCUAUUCCUUCUCCAAUCCUCUCCUCUCUUCGUCCCCUCCCCUCUUCCCUUCCCAGACCCACCCAACAGUAAGACUCUCCUCUCGGUUUUCAAUAAUGGACGCAAUCACCGACGAAGCAACCUUAGAUCCUUUCAAGAUUGGCCCCUCUUCCAUCAUCGGCCGCACCAUUGCCCUCCGCGUUUUGUUCUGCAAGUCAAUCUCUCAGCUCCGAAGCAGUUUGUCGCUUCUUCUCCGCCGUGCCAUCGGCUUCCUACACCCGCGCAACACUCGGGGGAUUCUCGCUGCAAUGAUGCUGAUGGCUUUUCUUCUCCGGCGCGGCACCAAUGUGCGAUCGCGGGCUGAAUCGGCUUACCGGCGCAAGUUCUGGAGAAAUAUUACGCGUUCGGCUGUGACAUACGAAGAGUGGGCGCACGCCGCACGGAUGCUUGACAGGGAGAAUGCGGCAAGAGGUGCGAGCGAGUUUGAUUUCUAUGACGAGGAGAUCGUGCGGAAUAAGCUGCAGGAGCUGCGCCAUAGGAGGGAGGAGGGGUCGUUGAGGGAUAUUGUGUUUUGCAUGAGGGCGGAUUUGCUUAGGAAUUUGGGUAAUAUGUGUAAUCCCGAGCUCCACAAGGGUAGACUCCAGAUUCCCAAAUUAAUUAAGGAAUACAUUGAUGAAGUCUCAACCCAACUGAAAAUGGUAUGCAACUCUGAUUCCGAGGAGUUGCUCUUAGAAGAGAAACUUACUUUCAUGCAUGAGACAAGGCAUUCCUUUGGCAGAACAGCACUUCUGUUGAGUGGGGGUGCUUCUUUAGGUGCUUUCCAUGUAGGUGUAGUGAAAACAUUAGUUGAGCACAAGCUUUUACCCCGCAUAAUUGCUGGGUCUAGUGUAGGUUCCAUCGUUUGUGCUAUCGUUGCAACGCGGUCUUGGCCUGAGCUUGAGAGUUUCUUCGAGGACUCUUGGCAUUCACUUCAGUUCUUUGAUCAGAUGGGUGGAAUUUUCACAGUGGUUAAGAGGGUGAUGACACAUGGAGCGGUUCUUGAAAUAAGACAGCGGAGACAUCUUACCAGCAAUUUAACUUUCCAGGAGGCUUAUGAUGUUACAGGCCGUAUACUAGGCAUCACAGUUUGCUCCCCAAGGAAGCACGAACCCCCACGAUGUCUUAACUACUUGACUUCCCCGCAUGUUGUUAUAUGGAGUGCAGUGACUGCAUCUUGUGCUUUCCCGGGUCUAUUUGAAGCUCAGGAGUUGAUGGCAAAGGAUAGAUUUGGAGAGAUUGUACCUUUUCAUGCACCCUUUUCAGGGGGACUGGAGCAGUUGUCAGGAGCUUCUACUCGGCGAUGGAGGGAUGGAAGCUUGGAAAGUGAUUUACCUACGUUGCAGUUGAAGGAGUUAUUCAAUGUCAAUCAUUUUAUUGUUAGCCAAGCCAAUCCUCAUAUAGCACCGCUGUUGAGGUUAAAGGAACUUGUGAGAGCUUAUGGAGGCAAUUUUGCAGCUAAGCUUGCUCAUCUUGCUGAGAUGGAGAUUAAGCACAGAUGCAAUCAAAUUCUUGAACUCGGGUUUCCUCUGGGAGGCCUAGCAAAAUUGUUUGCCCAAGAAUGGGAAGGUGAUGUGACUAUUGUCAUGCCUGCUACACUGGCUCAGUAUUCAAAAAUCAUACAAAAUCCAUCUUACGUGGAGCUCCAAAAGGCUGUCAACCAAGGCCGAAGGUGCACCUGGGAGAAGCUGUCUGCCAUAAAGGCCAAUUGUGCUAUAGAACUUGCAUUGGAUGAAUGUGUUGCCCUUCUCAACCACAUGCGUAGGCUCAAGAGGAGCGUUGAGAGGGCCGCCUCUUCUCAUGGGCUUGCAAGCACUGUAAAAUUGAGUGCUUCAAGAAGGAUUCCAUCAUGGAAUUGUAUUGCUAGAGAAAACUCAUCCGGGUCACUGGACGAAGAAACUCUUGCUGACCCCAGUACUUCAAAACAUCAGAGCCAUGUUACUGGCUCCUUAAGCAGUAGCCAUAGCCAAAUUAUUAUACAUGAUGUGAGUGAUAGUGAAUCAGAAAGCAUAGACCUUAAUUCAUGGACAAGAAGUGGAGGACCAUUAAUGAGAACUGCCUCGGCAAACAAAUUUAUCAACUUCAUGCAAAAUCUGGAAACUGACUCGGAGUUCAUUAGUUCACAGAGGGAUGAUGAAGUUGAUGGUUCAGCUGCACAGUCCAGUACCAUUGGGACUCAGCCGGAAAGAAGAGAUUCUUUGUAUAACAACUCUAGAGUUUCUACUGAUAGAAGUUUGGUGAACUCCGACUCGUGUUCUCAAGAAUCAGUCGGUAGGCUUCCAAUUGCUUCCACCAGAAUCCUAGUUAAUGAAGGUGAUUUGUUGCAGCCUGAAAGGAUUCAAAACGGCAUUGUACUGAGUAUAGUGAGGAGGAAUGAUUUGAGUUUCGCACAAAGAGGCACUGAUUCUGAACAGCCGCAAAGCUCAUCUACAGAAGCUGAUUCUGAGGAAAUGCAGAUCGAAAAUUGUGAUGCCAGUUCUACUUCUGAUUAUGGAGAUGCUGAUGGUGAAAGUUGAACUCUUAUAAGCAGUGCUUCCGAUCACAAUGAUAGUUAAGGCUCAUCUGUGGGCUCAUUUUUCGCCUACUAAAGUGCAUGAUCGAGAUAAUUUGAGCAUACUUUCGACGGAGUCUUUCUUUCCUGCAACCUUUUUACUUCCCUCUUUUUCCAGCUUUUAGAGAAUUCCGCAAAUUGAGUUCUCCAAUCAAAGCGUAAGACACUCAUAACUUUGUCACCUGAUGAAUAUUGCUUUGAUGUAACCCAUGUAAUUCUGUACAUCUAAUUUUGUAUAUUGUAGACAAAAAAGCAUGCUUAUUUUCAGGGAUUUGAAGAAAGAAUUUUCAGUGAUUUCAAUUGUGUUAUCGAAGUUUUGCUAUGAGUAGAAUA
Messenger RNA from Phalaenopsis equestris, 3059 nucleotides. RefSeq names its product triacylglycerol lipase SDP1-like. Gene Ontology annotation, molecular function: triacylglycerol lipase activity. The record is from RefSeq and is a predicted model, not a curated record. Gene Ontology annotation, biological process: lipid metabolic process. Bases 256 to 2691 code for a protein of 811 amino acids. Lineage: Eukaryota; Viridiplantae; Streptophyta; Magnoliopsida; Asparagales; Orchidaceae. The transcript is spliced from 4 exons.